Molecule: messenger RNA, 831 nt
Organism: Penicillium macrosclerotiorum
Lineage: Eukaryota; Fungi; Ascomycota; Eurotiomycetes; Eurotiales; Aspergillaceae
Exons: 1
Coding region: 1-831 (276 amino acids)
Biological process (GO): protein N-linked glycosylation
Cellular component (GO): Golgi membrane
Molecular function (GO): glycosyltransferase activity
Source: RefSeq, a predicted model, not a curated record
AUGGUCACUGGGAGCUCGGGCACAAACCGGAUGCUGGGACUGCCACACAUCAAGGAAAUGAUCUAUGAAAACCGAAUGACUUAUGCUGAGAAACACGGGCUCGAGUUUAUGUGGGCGAACAUGACAAGCUACAAUCUGCCCGAUGGUGCUCCGAUAUAUUGGAACAAGAUUCCUAUUUUGAAGGAGGCUUUCGCUCGAUACCCACAUGCGGAAUGGAUUUGGUGGCUGGACGUCGACAUUAUCGUGAUGAACAUGUCACUCAGCAUUCAUGACCAUGUCCUAUCCAAAGAAGGACUGGCUCGCAACAUCCUCCUUGAUCGAGCAAUGACUGGUGCUGGCGGUGGAGAAACCGGCUACCGCACGCCUGCAUCUUACAAGCCCGAUGAUAUCAAUUUUGUCAUCUCCAUGGAUUCGUGGGGCAUGAAUGUUGGCAAUUUUUUAAUGCGCCGUGGAGACUGGAGCAAAUGGCUGCUAGAUCUAUGGAUCGAGCCACUUUACAUUUCCCAAAACUGGGUGUUUCCGGAGAAUGAUGCUUGGACACAUAUGUGGCAGUACCAUGAUAUCGUUCGAGACCAUACAGCAUGCAUGAAACAACGCUCGAUGAAUGCAUAUCCGGAUUACAAUUUUCUUGGUGAGCACUGGCAGCCAGGUGAUCAUAUUGUCCACUUUGCAGGCUGUGGCGAUGAUCCCAUAUGCGAGAUUAAGUGGAGGAAAUACUGGGAUAUGCGUGAGCAAGUAGAAGUCCCGAUAUCUGUGAAGAAGAAGUUGGCAGAUGGUACUGCGGAGAUUGAAGAUAUUCAAAGCGGCGUUGGGCUACCAAGCAGCCCAUAG